Pelmatolapia mariae (spotted tilapia) is the source of this 4802-nucleotide messenger RNA. RefSeq names its product zinc finger DHHC-type palmitoyltransferase 14 (gene zdhhc14). The coding region runs from base 614 to 2143 and encodes 509 amino acids. Lineage: Eukaryota; Metazoa; Chordata; Actinopteri; Cichliformes; Cichlidae. Gene Ontology annotation, cellular component: endoplasmic reticulum; Golgi apparatus. The transcript is spliced from 9 exons. Gene Ontology annotation, biological process: protein targeting to membrane; peptidyl-L-cysteine S-palmitoylation. Gene Ontology annotation, molecular function: protein-cysteine S-palmitoyltransferase activity. The record is from RefSeq and is a predicted model, not a curated record.
GCGUUUAAGUAGCACGAAAGACAAAGCCCAGGGAGUACAGUAGAACAAUGAUUAAUUAUUAUUAAUUAUUGAGGGCUCGCUAAAUCCUCUGCUUUGUCUGUGAGGUGAACCUCCUCCUCCGUGUUUAUUCUCCUCUCAGAGUGGAUCACCACCUCAGUGGAGGAUCUGUGCAGCUCUGCAGAGGAUCGGGAUGCUCUCCAUGUCCUCCUCCUCCUGCUGCUGCUCCUCUUCCUCCUCCUCCUCCUCGCAGACUCAGACCAUCCAGCACUCUGGACCCUCUCCCGUCCUCAGACCCGGACCCGCGUCCUUAACCCGGGAUUUAAACCUGGACUGCAGCCUGUGAGGGGCAGAUCAGGGUGCGAGGCGGGGGAGCUGGGGGAGCUUCUUGGACGUGGAUCCAGCGCGCGUGCGUCUGACCACGAGUUCGUGUUUGUUUAUAAAAUAACGCGAAACAAAAAGCGGGUUUCUCCUUUUAAGAUGACGGAUCCGUUGUCUUUUUUCCGACUCCUUAUUAGAGGAUUCACGCGGAGACCCUGAACGCGGCACCGGCAGCGCGCGUACACCUCCGGUUUAUGUUUCAGUCUUUUGUACCUGCGCUCACCUGUGUGGACGCAUGUCUCAGAUCCAGCACGCGGCUCUGGACCAGCAGGGCCGGUACAACCAGAUCUGCACCCGUGGCGGCAGCUGCCCGCCCCCCGCAGACGGUUCCGAGCCGGCCCCCUGCCCCGGCCACAGGAGCCGGAGUCCCCGCAGGAAGUGGCAGGUGUUCCCGGGCAGGAACAGGUUCUACUGCGACGGCAGGAUCAUGAUGGCCCGGCAGACCGGGGUCUUCUACCUGACCCUGGUCCUCAUCCUGCUCACCUGCGGCCUCUUCUUUACCUUUGACUGUCCUUUCCUGGCGUCCAACCUGACCCCGGCCAUCCCGGCGGUCGGCGGCGUUCUCUUCAUCUUCGUGAUGGGGAUGCUGUUCAGGGCAAGUUUCAGCGACCCCGGCAUUUUACCCCGAGCGACACCAGACGAGGCCGCCGACCUUGAGCGACAGAUUGACUCUGCGGGAUGCUCCAGGCCGCCUCCUCGGACCCGAGAGGUUCUCAUCAACGGGCAGACGGUCAAGCUGAAAUACUGCUUCACCUGCAAGAUCUUCAGGCCGCCCCGAGCGUCGCACUGCAGCCUGUGCGACAACUGUGUGGAGCGCUUCGACCAUCACUGUCCGUGGGUGGGGAACUGCGUCGGGCGGAGGAAUUAUCGCUUUUUCUACCUGUUUAUCCUCUCCCUGUCCCUCCUCACUGUCUUCAUCUUCGCCUUCGUCAUCACACACGUCAUCCUCAGAUCGAACCAGACGGGUUUCCUGAGCGCGGUCAAAGACAGCCCAGCCAGCGUCCUGGAGGUGGUGGUGUGUUUCUUCUCCGUCUGGUCCAUUGUCGGCCUGUCGGGCUUCCACACCUACCUGAUCAGCUCCAACCAGACCACCAACGAGGACAUUAAAGGGUCCUGGUCCACCAAACGAGGGAAGGAUAACUACAACCCGUACAGCUACGGGAACAUCCUGACCAACUGCUGUGCUGCCCUCUGUGGACCUCUACCUCCCAGUCUGAUUGACAGGAGAGGUCUGAUCCAGUCCGGCACGCCGCAGACCGUCUCCCAGUCCAAUGGCACCAGCAACAGCAGCUACGCCUCCACUCAGCUCCACAGCAACAUGUGUGAUCAGGAUCAGUGCAUCCAGAGCACCAAGUUUGUGCUGCAGGCUGCCACCACGCCUCUGUUGCACAGCGACCCCGUCGUGCUGGCCCCGCUGCCAGGUAAGACCGCCACUCUGGGGGGCCCCUGCGCCUACCUGGCCCCUGCCCAGCCGUCCCUGCCGUCCUGCGGAGGCGAUGUCCUGACGCUGAGGGACGCCGCUGUCGACUCCCGCUGUCACCACCACCUGCACCUCCAUCACCACCAUCACCACCACCACUUUGUGAGUCCGGAGGAGACGCCAUGCGCCACGCCACAGGGUGCCCUGCCCUGCCCCGCCCACCUGCACCUCCACCACCAACCCCACCCUGCCAUCCCCUCCCCCGCUGCCCUGUAUGACCCUGCCAGUCAGGACGCUCUACACGAGGACUCGGUCAGGGGGCUGGUGAAGCUCAGCUCCGUCUGAAUGGACCCAUGUGACGUCCGUUGGACAGAUUUUUACUGUCUAUGUUCAAAAAAACUAAACAAAUAAAACAAACUGUUUCCAAAUUGUGAUGAUAAAAACGAACACACCUCAGUAAAACAUCUGAUCACAAACUCAACUGAUGGGCUGACGUCUCGGGUGAAGAUUGUCCUCAGAGCAAAGACUCGUCUCCAGACGCCAGAGAAACGCUGACACUUUCUCCCUUUUAGACUUUUUGUCUUUGAAGCUUCUCGACUUCACAUUUUUUGUGACUUUGUUUGGCAGCUUUUAGAAAGUCCACCUGUUCUGCCCCGUUUGUCCUGUAUUAAAUAUUACUUUAGUAAACUGAAGACACUUUCGCACAAAAGCACCUUUUCUGUUUGGACUUCUGUCUGAGGACCAAAGCUGGACUUGGUCCUCGUCCACUUCCCGUUCGUGUUUCAUCCUUCGACCAACCUUCAUUCUUUGAAUUCCUGCUAAAAACGUUGAAUCCAGAAUAAGCUACUUCAAUGCCAAACGUUCAGCUGCAGCAGCAGCAGGACCAAAACUACAGACUCUGACUUUUUAUUUUAUUACAUAUAAUAAAUAAUAUUUGAUUGUUUUUUGGUUCUGAUGGUAACUGGUUGGUGUUCUGAGACCAGCAUUUGCCUCAGCCAGUCAAUGUUUGUGAUGCCAUGCCAACAAAUAAAAAACAAAAAGCCAAUUCAAAGAUCAGUUUGAGCUGCAUGAUGAUAUUCAGAUGUCUUCAUGUCAUCAUGUUUCUCUGUGUGAGUCAGAGGAAAACUGAAGGUUUAGUGUUUGGUUUAAAUGAUGGACGAAUCCAUCAUACGUGUUUUUCCUGAGUACACAUUCAUGCGUUAGGAUGCCCAGAUGCACCACAGCAACGUGGAGUCUUCAUGUAGGUGUCUGUGUGCUGCAUGGAUGAGUUAACAAAUUACAUUAACCUCCAAUUAAAAGUUAUACUCAGAUGUUUAUCACAUGACAGGUAAAUGGUACAAAUGAACAAGCUAAGAAGCCACAAAGACGAUCGUCAGCAGCUUUUUAUAAAAGUGGUGUUGUCAUGAACACUGACUGGCUGAGGCAGAUGUUGUCCUACCAUAUAGAUGUUUAUUUCUGAGGAUAAGAAAUUUCUGGAAAACUUGUGCAGAUCUGAGUGGAGGGAAGCAACAACACUGCCAGACGUUCAGCCGAGGAUUGAAGGUGCUUUUUGGAUAUCCCUGCGUUUAAAGUUGCUUCGUUUUUAGGCGAAGAAAUGGCCAGUAUGACUUUAUAUGUUGUGUUGAAGAGAUGUAAACUCAAGCUGAACGCUAGCUGGGCCGGGUGUUAAUGUAAUACCAGCUCCUACCACAUGGUGGUGCAGUCCCUGAGGGAAACCUUUAAUUAACCUAGUAAGUCGUUAAGAACAAUUUUAUUUACAAUGACGACCAAAGUAAAAGGUCAAGUCUGUGAGAAAAUGGGGAUACAGCUAAAAACACACCUGCUGGUAAAACGCUGCCCCCUGGUGGUGAAAGUUUUUGGGGAUAAUGACAAAAAGCACCUUUAAAUCAUUGGGAAAACUUUGCUUGUGGUGUGGAGUGAUGAUGAACCAAACCUGUCUUUUAUUCAUACAACAUAAACCACCCAAUAAAACAAGUUUACACUCAGUUCAUUUUCACACUUUUCCAAAGCUGUAGAACCAAAAUAAUCACCAAAUGGUCCUAUAAUAAAAUCAUCAAAUGAAUUUAAAAUCACAUACACAUAAAAAAAAAGCCAGACUCUCAGUGUUGGACCUCCUCCUGACCUCCUCAUACACGCUGACCAUGAUGUGGAGCCAUCUCUCCAUCAGACCUGUUCCUCUGAUCUUCAUACCUCAGCCUUUCCUCCUGUUCCCCUACGUUAAGAACGGCUUCCUGACAGGCGUCCUUCCACUGAGACCAUUUCUGAUGAGGCUUCGGUGAGCAGUGGAUGAUCAGCUGAAGGUUCAGAUCAUUUCUCGGGUCCUGUUUCAGGUCUCUUUUUUUUCCCUGUUUCAGUAUUUUUUAAGGUCAUGACUUUCAGAUACUGUUUAUCAGUUAUGCACAAUCUUGCACUUAAGUCGUAAUCACCAAUCACUAAUUAAAAAGCAACAAGAGAAGAGAUCUGAUAAAGGACUUGUGCAAAAAUAUCAAUCACAAAAGCGUGACAACUUCUCUGACUGAUCUCAGUCUGCCAGGUGAGGGUGUUCUUUAUUCUACAAAACAGCUGAUUAAAGAUACGUUUUUGGACAAUGAGAAACAGUUUUUAAACUUUGCCUCUGUUCACCUCCAUAGUCAAUUUUAAAUAAAACUAAAACGAUGCAAUGAAAAUGAAGACAGCUUUAAAUUAAGGGGUUUAACAAAAGUAUUACAUUAGCUAUUUUGGAAUUUUAGCCAUUUUUAUUCAUGAUCCCCAUUUUCAGAACUUUCCAUAAAAGUAAUUGAACAGUUGGUUGGUGAGGACACCUUCAGAGUCUUCAUCAGCAGGAAGAGAAAUGGACUCACUGAUGAUCACCAUGUUGGGUGGCCCUCACAGACUUUGUGAUGUUCUCACUCCUCUCCUUUGAGAAAGUUUUUUUUUGUUUCAUGUUCAGAGCUUAUUUCAGGACAAAAUGUAUAUCACUGUUGUGUUAGAAGACAAAUCCAGAUAACUGUAGAUUAUUUAUUGG